Messenger RNA from Linum trigynum, 2357 nucleotides. The record is from the annotation of a GenBank genome assembly. Lineage: Eukaryota; Viridiplantae; Streptophyta; Magnoliopsida; Malpighiales; Linaceae.
CCGAAAGAGAUGAAUCACACUGUGAUUGUGUCUAUACCAAAGAAAAAGGACCCAGAAACACCAAUGGACUACAUGCCAAUCAUUUUGUGUCGAGUAAUCUACAAGAUUCUAUCUGAGGUCAUCACAAACAGGUUGAAAAGAAUUUUGAACUCGAUCAUAUCUGAAGAGCAAAGUGCAUUCGUACCAGGCAGAUUCAUACAUGAUAAUAUAAUGGUGGCUUUUGAAUGCUUUCAUGCUAUGAAAAAUAGAAAGAAAGGUAAGAGGAUACGUGACAGCAAAGCUGGACAUCGCCAAAGCAUAUGAUAGAGUGGAAUUGGGGUUUUUGGAAGCGGUGAUGCUAAAACUGGGAUUUGCAGAAGCUUGGGUACGCCUAAUUAUGCAAUGUGUUACUACUGUAACCUACAGUGGCUUGUUAAUGGCCAUCGCUCAGAAGAAAUUAUCCCAUCGAGAGGAUUGAGACAGGAAGACCCUAUGUCGCCCUAUUUGUUCCUUUUUUGCGUCGAAGGACUCUCAGCUAUUACAAGGAAGUUCACUCACGAGGGAAGGCUACAGGGCAUCAAGGUUUGUGGAAGAGCCCCUAUGGUGACUAACCUAUUCUUCGCUGAUGACAGCAUCCAUUUCUUUGAAUGCAAGCGAGAAGAAGGGGAAGCAUUAAGGGACAUUCUGCAUAUAUAUGCUUUGGAAUCUGGUCAACAAGUAAGUCUUCAGAAGUGUGAACUAUCUUUCAGUGACAAUGUGGAGGAGGAUAGGAGGAAAGAGAUGGGAGAAAUACUUGAGAUGCAGAUUGUGGACCACCAUGACAAGUACUUAGGACUUCCAACGGUUAUUGGGAGGUCCAAAAAGGCGGUGUUCAGUCAAUUGGUGGACAGGGUUCGUAAGAAAGUGAAAAUGUGGUAGAGUAAGCUGCUGUCUAAUGCUGCCAAAGAAGUUUUGAUUAAAUCAAUUGCUCUGGCUCAAGCAAUGUAUGCCAUGUCAGUGUUUCUGUAAUACCCGGACCUUUCGGUUCAGGUUCGACCAUAAUACGUGAACAGUUGGUUUAACGAGUAUAUACGAAGAGUUGCAACCGGGGUUUAACGAGUAUAUAUCGAAUACGAGUGAUGGACGAUUCACCCAUUUGUGCCUCCAGGCAGAUGACUGAUACUGGUCUUAACUGCUUCUCGUAGUGGAAGAAAGGUCAAGGUGUGCUCAAUUAGACUCUACGGCAGAGAACUGAUUCUAUCACCACCAUCGCCGCCAUCGCUCCUACAAACCUUUUUAUUCCCCGGACCACGAACAUCCAGAGUCGUCAAUGGCUCUCUUGUUGUGAUCUUUCGGUUGGAUAUUGGUGCAGUCGCUUCGUUCACUUUGAAUCAAGUGAAAAAGUGUAUGAAUUCGAUCCUACCGACAAAUGCUUCCGCGAGGUCCCUGAUUAUUCCUUGCCUCUCCCUAUGCCACAACCAAUCGUUGCAAAUAUCAUGGGGAAAGUAUAUGUGCGUCAUGGAGAUCAUUUCUGCAAUGAGCAUGGAUGGUCGUAGAAGCCCAGCUUAGCCUUCCAGGUUUUAGAAUUCAAUCUUCAUUCUGGAUCUUACUAUUGGAAGACCACGACUGUGUUGACAACUAAAUCAGAGAGGUCCAAAAGGAACCCAAGGCGAUCACUUGCAGAAUAAGGUGAGUGUAAAGGGGGUAAAUUCUACGCCUUACGUAUUCUUUUAAGUUUUAUGAUUUUAAGUAUUUUAGUGAAGUGGUUACCAUUGCUUGGUUAUGUUUGUGAUUCAUUAUUUGUGUUUUUCUUGAGCUAUGAUUUGAGGUGAGUUUGUACUAUUUGAGGUGAUUUUUGUGCUAAUUGUUAUGAUUUGAGGUGAUUUUGUGCUAUUUAAUUUAAAGCUUUUCGUUUAUAAGUUAUUGUUAAAGUUAAGAAACAAGCUCUUUUUAAGAAGUAACUCACCUUCGAGAAGGUGAAGUCAUUUUAAGUGUUUUUAGUCACUAGCGCCAGUCCGUUGCCUUUUGAUACAUUUUGAGAUAGAGCAACAGUUAUGCUCGUGAGACUUUUAAGAUGAGCAGCAUUUAUGCUCUUGCGAAUCGUGGUGAAGAGCCACCACGAUAAGUUUAAGAUGUUAGGGGGAUGAAUCGUUAUGACUCCCCUAACUAAGUUUAAGUUUAAGGAAAGCCUGGAUGGCUUCUCAUACGUAUGAGUUGGCAACCAAGCUAGCUAGUGAGGGAUCCCCGUGUUAGUCAAGUAUUUAAGUCAAGAUUUGAGCUUUAAGAGAGGAGAGUAACUUCAACUCCCUCAAAGUUUAAGAGUUAAGAUUUUAAGAAUGGAAGUACAAACAACUUCCACUAGUCAAAGUUGAGUGUUUAAGUAAAGUACUCAAGUUUUA